UUGUUCGCUGGAUGCGGGCCGCUUCUAAUAACUCAAUCUGGAAAUCUUUGGGGUAGGCCCAUGUUCAAAAGUGGACAUCCUGCGGCUGAUGAUGAUGGAAUAAAUUAGUCGACUAAUCUGUACUGUCGUUUGUAUAACGGCACGUGCCAUGAGUAGUACGCUCGGACCGAAAACUCAAAUUAGGUGAUGAUAAUAAUUGUUAGGCAGAUUAUGCUAAUACGCUAUCGAGAUAUGGGUAAUAAUGUGUCACAAUGAUAUUUAAAAAAUGUGUAUAUUUUCAUAUUUUUUUUUUGUUUCAAUCCAAUUGUGGGUACAGUGCCUGCGAAGUUGGUGCCGUCUCCGAACACUACAAGAUGCUGACAUCAAAAUUUAUAAUUUUGGCGCUGGCAUGCGUUCUAUCCAACGCCGUCUCCUUCGACCCGCCGGUGAUGCGGACAGCGUCUACCAUCUUCGGUGAUGAAAAACUCAAAGGAGAGAUUUUCGAGAAUAUCGAUGAACAAGAAGUCGCGAUGACGUCAGGUGUGACACGUAAUUCUGCCUAUCGUCUACCUACCACCACAAGACCUUCGCGGUACAAUGUUCAUUGGACCAUAGAUAUGUCCAGAAGGACAUACACCGGUAAUGUGGCAAUCCAGCUCUUCGCUACACAGUCUGGCGUCAACGAAAUUGUCAUCCAUUCUGACCACGUGACAAUCCAAUCCGUGGUCCUGCAGCAAGGAUCCGCCAUCAUUCCUCAAACCUACAGCCUGGAUCAGCAGUACCAGUUCUUGAGAGUUCGCUUGACCAGCGGCACUUUGAAUUACAAUCCUUCGACCCCUGUUAUCUACACUCUGACCAUCAACUUUGGUGCCGCUAUGCGCACUGACAUGUAUGGUAUUUACGAGAGUUGGUACAGGAACAACCCUAACAGCGAAACAGUCAGUUGGAUGGCUACCACCCAGUUUCAAGCGACGUCUGCGCGCUACGCCUUCCCUUGCUACGACGAACCCAGUUUCAAGGCCAAUUUCGACAUAACCAUCACUCGACCUAAUAAUUUCAGAAGCUGGUCCUGUACCAGGAUUAAGGAGACCAGAGCCUCUAGUGUCUUGAACUUCCAGGAUGAUAUCUACCACACGACGCCCUACAUGUCAACUUACCUCAUCGCUCUGAUCGUUGCGGAGUACGAUUCGCUAGAAUUAAGACAAAACAAUGUCGUCAUGUAUGAGGUUAUUGCCCGACCUGGCGCACUUUCUGCUGGUCAGGGUCAAUACGCUUUCGACGUCGGUCAAGAGCUUCUCGCUGAGAUGAGUAAGCACACAGCCAUGGACUUCUAUACCAUGGAUCCCAAUCUUAAGAUGACUCAAGCCUCCAUCCCUGACUUCUCAGCUGGUGCUAUGGAAAACUGGGGUCUUCUUACGUACAGAGAAGCAUACCUGAUGUACGAUGCGAAUCACACAAGCAGUUAUUACAAACAGGUGAUCGCUUACAUACUAUCCCACGAGAUCGCCCACAUGUGGUUCGGAAACCUCGUCACUUGCGAAUGGUGGGACGUGCUUUGGCUCAACGAAGGCUUUGCCAGAUACUACCAGUACUUCCUCACUGAUUGGGUGGAAACCUACAUGGGCUUAGGAGAACGUUUCAUCACCGAACAACUCCAAGCUUCCUUACUUAGUGAUUCCGCCAACAACCCUCACCCCCUCUCGACCUCUGGUAUCAACACUCCAGCGCAAGUCAGCGGGAUGUUUUCUACCAUCUCGUACAACAAAGGCGCUUCUAUCAUUAGAAUGACUGAGCACCUCCUCGGCUUUGAUGUUCACAGACAAGGACUUAGGAACUAUUUGGUCGAAAGGGCCUUUAAUAUUGUUUCCCCGAUCGACCUCUUCCAAUCUCUGGAGAGAGCUGCCAACGCAACCGGAGCAAUAUCUGAAUAUGGACAAGACUUCAAUUUCAUCGAAUACUACAGAAGUUGGACAGAGCAAAGUGGUCAUCCAGUGCUUAACGUCGAUGUUAAUCAUCAAACCGGUCAAAUGACUGUCUAUCAGCGCCGCUUCAACAUUAACAGCGGGUACUCUAAUGUUAACACUAACUACAUCGUGCCGAUAUCUUUCGCGACCGCCAGCAACCCCGACUUCGCUAACACUAAGCCCACGCACAUCUUGUCGAAAGCUGUGCAGAUUAUCAACCGCGGUUCCGUCGGUGAUGAAUGGGUUAUUUUCAACAAACAGCAGACAGGUUUCUACCGCGUCAACUAUGAUGAUUAUACUUGGAAUCUCAUUGUUUUGGCUCUUCGAGGUGCACAGAGGACUCAAAUCCACGAGUACAACAGAGCCCAGAUCGUGAAUGAUGUCUUUCAAUUCGCUCGCUCCGGGAUCAUGACCUAUAAUAGAGCAUUCAACAUCCUCUCGUUCUUGGAGAACGAGACUGCCUAACCAUGGGUUGCCGCGGUAACUGGAUUUAACUGGAUCAGAAAUCGUCUCGCCGGAACCCCUGAAUUGACUCGUCUUCAUAAUAUGAUCGCCCAAUGGGCAUCAAGGGUCAUGUCGGAGCUGACCUACUACCCGGUCCCGAAUGAGAGCUUCAUGAGGUCGUACCUCAGGUACCAGCUGGCCCCACUGAUGUGUAAUGUCAACGUCGCCGCGUGUCGUACAGCUGCCACCGCGCAGUUCCAAGCUCUACGCAACAACGCAGUCGAAGUACCAGUAGACAGCCGCAACUGGGUAUACUGCAACGCUCUCCGCCAAGGCACCACCGCAGACUACGACUUCUUGUACAACCGGUUCCUGAACCACAACGUCUACACAGAGAAGAUACAGAUCCUCUUGGUGCUGGGUUGCACUCCUCAUCAAACCUCUUUGAAUUCGUUCCUCAACAACAUCGUUUUGAGGAACACCAUCAUUCGUCCUCAAGACUACACCAAUGCCUUCAAUGGAGCCGUCACCGGCAAUGAAGGGAACACACAAAUCGUCUUCCAAUACAUCCAGAACAACCUCGCUAGAGUCACCGAAGCUUUUGGCACGCCGAAUAUUCCCAUCUCGUACGUUUCUUCAAGACUGCGGACCGAGGCUGAAAUAAAUGCCUUCCAAGCGUGGGCAAAUCAGACUCGGACGCAGCUCGGCAACAGUUACCAAGCUGUGUACAACGGCGCCGAAUCGUCCCGCGAGAGCAUCGCUUGGGCCGCAGCUGUCCAAUCUGACAUGAACACUUACUUCACAAAUGGUAACGAGGCAAUCCAGCAGUCAACUGCUGCUCCUACCACCACCACUACAACUACGACUGUAGCACCACCGAGCAUUUCGGAGCCAGUGACCCCAGUUCUACCAGAACCUGUCCCAGAUUCGGCAGCCACCAGCUUCCUUUCUGCGAUGGUGGUACUCCUCGCGGCAGUCGCCAAUAUGGCCCUUUAAGUUGUUAUCUUAUGUGUGAUGGGCGUUCUGAAAUUGUUCAUAGAAUUGCCGAUAGCUGUUAAUAAAUUAUUUUAAUAUAUUUUUAUUUAAAA
This is a messenger RNA of Manduca sexta (tobacco hornworm), 3475 nucleotides long. RefSeq names its product membrane alanyl aminopeptidase. Lineage: Eukaryota; Metazoa; Arthropoda; Insecta; Lepidoptera; Sphingidae. Gene Ontology annotation, molecular function: metalloaminopeptidase activity; peptide binding; zinc ion binding. Gene Ontology annotation, cellular component: cytoplasm. The record is from RefSeq and is a predicted model, not a curated record. Gene Ontology annotation, biological process: peptide catabolic process; proteolysis.